AGAGAAAGUGAAAGGGUGAGGAUGGAGCACCACUGAAGAGACAAGGUACACCUCUCUUCGUUACCCCCCAAACUGUUGUUUUUUGGGCAUUUGGGGAUGGAGUUGGCAUUUUCAUCCCUUCGAUUUUCAUCUCACCAACACAAUGCUUACCGCUACAGAAAGUUAACCGCUCCACCUUCUUGUAAUGCUGCUAACUUGGUGUUCAAAUCUUCCAACAACUUGUCAUCUUUGCCUGGAUUGCGCAAAAAAUUUUCAAACACCCUUUUGUGUAGAAACUACAGGCACACUUCCAUUCGGGCAUGUUCUCAGGUUGGUACUGCUGGAUCUGAUCCAGCGUUGGAUAAAAUUUCACAGUUCAAAGAUGCCUUUUGGAGAUUUUUGAGGCCCCACACUAUACGUGGGACAGCACUAGGAUCCGCCUCAUUGGUUACUCGAGCGUUAAUUGAGAAUCCAAACCUAAUCAGGUGGUCAUUAGUAUUGAAGGCCUUUUCUGGUCUUAUUGCCCUAAUAUGUGGGAAUGGUUAUAUAGUGGGCAUCAAUCAAAUAUAUGACAUUGGCAUUGACAAGGUAAACAAGCCGUACUUACCCAUAGCUGCUGGAGAUCUUUCAGUUCAGUCUGCAUGGAUCUUGGUGUUAUUGUUCGCUGUGGCUGGCCUUCUUAUUGUUGGGCUGAAUUUUGGCCCCUUCAUUACUUCGCUUUACUGUCUUGGUCUCUUUCUAGGUACCAUUUAUUCAGUCCCACCAUUUCGGCUGAAGAGAUUUGCUGUCAUAGCAUUCCUAAUAAUUGCCACGGUGCGUGGAUUUCUCCUUAAUUAUGGUGUGUAUUAUGCCACAAGGGCUGCUCUGGGGCUAAGCUUUGAGUGGAGCUCACCUGUUGCAUUUAUUACUACCUUUGUGACUGUGUUUGCACUAGUCAUUGCCAUCACCAAGGAUCUACCAGAUGUGGAGGGUGAUCGCAAGUUUCAGAUAUCUACCUUGGCAACAAAGCUUGGUGUGAGAAACAUAGCAUUCCUUGGCUCUGGUUUAUUAUUAACAAAUUACAUUGGUGCUGUAGUUGCGGCAAUAUACAUGCCCCAAGCAUUCAGGUGUAGCUUGAUGAUACCUGUACAUGUCAUCUUAGCAUCGUGUUUAGUUUUCCAGGCAUGGUUGUUGGAAAGAGCAAAUUACACCAAGGAAGCAAUCUCAGCAUACUAUAGAUUUAUAUGGAAUCUUUUCUAUGCGGAGUACAUCAUCUUUCCUUUCAUCUAAAAUCUACUUGAUGAAGGUUUUUGUUCGAUGGACCUCGAAGAAAUGCAAGUUUUCUUUCUGGUUUGCAAAGGAAAAUUGUCUAUAGAGAUGGGGGGGGUGGAGAAUUUAUUUAUCCUGUUGUUGUAUAUUCUUAGGAAAUUCAUCAAUCUAUUCUUAGGAGA
Solanum verrucosum is the source of this 1409-nucleotide messenger RNA. RefSeq names its product homogentisate solanesyltransferase, chloroplastic. Gene Ontology annotation, cellular component: membrane. Lineage: Eukaryota; Viridiplantae; Streptophyta; Magnoliopsida; Solanales; Solanaceae. The record is from RefSeq and is a predicted model, not a curated record. The coding region runs from base 97 to 1248 and encodes 383 amino acids. The transcript has 10 exons. Gene Ontology annotation, molecular function: prenyltransferase activity.